UAAGGCUUAGUAUAAAGAAGAGUUGGGGCGUGACUGUGGCUAUGUGUGUGGAAAGGGAAAAUGCCAAUAAGAAAGUAUUACUGCGAAUACUGCGAAAAGCAAUUUCAAGACACUCCGUCGGAUCGAAAACGCCACUCUGCAGGCAUUCAACACCAGCAAGCCAAAGCUCGUUGGUAUGAUUCCUUCAAACCCCAACAACAACAACAACACAACCCUAAUAUUCCACCUAAUCAACCCUUCUGCUCCCACUUCAUCAACACGGGUUUUUGUCGCUACGGCGAUUCUUGCAAAUAUUUUCAUCCCAAUACCAACAACAAUAUACAGCAGCAGCAUCAACCAAUAAUUAACAACACACCAAGGGAUGUAGUUGUAGAAAGUAUGGGAGUGUCGUUGGGGAAUUUACCUCCGUCGCUACAGCCUCCGCCUGAGGGUGGAUACCCCACAUUGCCUUUGUCAACUGGGGAUAGAAUUGUAAUUGUAUCCAUCCAUCCUGCCUAAGAUAUUCUAGGGCGACACACUAAAUUAAUUAAUGUAGCUAUUUUUUUAUUUUUUUUAAAAGAAUGAGACUAUUCUAUCUUGAUUUGUAAACCUAAAAAUGUUGAAAAUUUGUUAAGUUGAAUAAUGUGGCGUUUUGGAUUGAAAUUCACAAUCUAAUAUGUAUGAAUGUUAUGUGAUUUUUAUCAUCUUGUUA
Trifolium pratense (red clover) is the source of this 691-nucleotide messenger RNA. RefSeq names its product zinc finger CCCH domain-containing protein 3-like. Lineage: Eukaryota; Viridiplantae; Streptophyta; Magnoliopsida; Fabales; Fabaceae. The transcript has 3 exons. Gene Ontology annotation, molecular function: zinc ion binding. Gene Ontology annotation, cellular component: U12-type spliceosomal complex. The coding region runs from base 61 to 498 and encodes 145 amino acids. The record is from RefSeq and is a predicted model, not a curated record.